AGAAGGAAACAAAGCCUCUAAUCAUACCUUCGCUCAUUAAACUCCAAGAGCAUAUAGAAAAUAAAGAAAUCAAGCUCCAAAUCGAACUACCUAUCACCACACAACAAGAAAUCACACCAAUGAUUAAUAAGCUUAAAGA
This is a messenger RNA of Scutellospora calospora, 139 nucleotides long. The record is from the annotation of a GenBank genome assembly. Lineage: Eukaryota; Fungi; Glomeromycota; Glomeromycetes; Diversisporales; Gigasporaceae.